CAAAGCUAAGGCAGAAAAAAAUCAAGCGAUGGAACACUCAAUGAGUGAAAACUCCUGUCAGUUAUGUGCUGUUGAGAAGCUCACUUUUGAACCGCCACCUAUUUAUUGUACUCCAUGUGGUGCUCGAAUAAAACGAAAUGCGAUGUAUUACACUGUUGGAGCUGGUGAUACACGUCACUCUUUCUGUAUUCCAUGUUAUAACGAAGCGCGUAGUGAUACAAUUGCUAUUGACGGAACUGCAAUUCCCAAGAUUAAGCUGGAUAAAAAGAAAAAUGAUGAAGAGACAGAAGAAUGGUGGGUGCAAUGUGAUAAAUGUGAAGCCUGGCAGCAUCAGAUAUGUGCGUUGUUUAAUGGAAGACGGAAUGAUAGUGGUCAAGCUGAAUACACAUGUCCUUAUUGCUAUAUGCAAGAGAUUGAAAGGGGAGAGUGUAAGCCAUUGCCGCAAAGUGCCGUUCUUGGGGCAAAAGAUUUGCCAAAAACGAUUCUCAAUGACCACAUUGAGCAACGGCUAUUCAAAAGAUUGAAACAAGAGAGACUAGAUAGGGCGAGAGUCCAGGGAAAAAGUUACGAUGAGGUUCCUGGAGCAGAUGGAAUUGUUGUUAGAGUUCUGUCAUCUGUUGACAAGAAGUUGGAAGUAAAGCCACGGUUUCUGGAGAUUUUCAUAUGUGAGCAGAUGGAAUUAUUCAUAUGGGAUCUGCAAUAUUCAGGAACAAAAAUACUAGAAAUAUAACUUUUUACCUAUGUAUAAUUUAUUAUGUAUUAAUUUAGCG
Beta vulgaris subsp. vulgaris (sugar beet) is the source of this 770-nucleotide messenger RNA. RefSeq names its product histone acetyltransferase HAC1. Gene Ontology annotation, biological process: positive regulation of transcription by RNA polymerase II. Gene Ontology annotation, molecular function: histone acetyltransferase activity; chromatin DNA binding; transcription coactivator activity. The transcript is spliced from 3 exons. Gene Ontology annotation, cellular component: transcription regulator complex; histone acetyltransferase complex. NCBI's taxonomy places the organism in Eukaryota, Viridiplantae, Streptophyta, Magnoliopsida, Caryophyllales, Amaranthaceae. The record is from RefSeq and is a predicted model, not a curated record. Bases 29 to 730 code for a protein of 233 amino acids.